This is a messenger RNA of Annulohypoxylon maeteangense, 1090 nucleotides long. RefSeq lists its product as uncharacterized. The record is from RefSeq and is a predicted model, not a curated record. Bases 170 to 1012 code for a protein of 280 amino acids. The transcript is spliced from 2 exons. NCBI's taxonomy places the organism in Eukaryota, Fungi, Ascomycota, Sordariomycetes, Xylariales, Hypoxylaceae.
UAGGCUUUAACUUUUAGCGUCCGAACGUAAAUUAUUGCCUUACGGUACCUAUGGAAAGUAAGGUGGUGUAGACCGUAAGGUAGUGAAUUACGUUAAACAAAGUUAUCCUCAACAAACUUUUCUCUCGCACAGGAUUUCUCUCGCAUAGGAAUAUACCCAGGUAGAGACAAUGGCGUCGCCUGACCAGUCUAGUCCCCCUACUUCCAUAGCUUCAUAUGAGGAGCCGCCGCCGACCAUCCAAUUUACAAACAUCGAAGCGCUCUGCCAGACAAUCGAGGAGGUCUCUGGGGAUUUUCUAGUUGUUCAAAAUGUUUCUCCUACCGAUUUCGAGGAGAUCAAUUGCCAAGAACCCCGACGAUUUCGUCUACGCCGUUACCAUGCUGACAAAGAGAUUCUAAUUAUCACAAUCCCUAAUGAUUUGCAUGAAGCACUCCACAUCGGGAUCUACCGGAGAUAUGAUUAUCAACUUGGGCCAGGAGGGAUAGAGAGCUGGAGAUCGAUUGGGAGUACUAUCCUUCGACCCAGAGGUCACCCCGGAGGCGAUGGUGGUGAAGCUGAUUCAUGUGGUGGCCCAAAGCCAGCACGUAAGCACAAGGGUGCUUGGCCAACCCUAGCCAUCGAAGCUGGGGAUUCUGAGUCCCUGGCUGCCCUACGAGAUGACAUGAGAUGGUGGUUUUCCGCAUCAGACCAUCAGGUUAAUAUUGUCCUUCUUGCCAAGUUUGAUCACUCUAAUCAGCGGAUUAUUAUCGAGAGAUGGGAAGAAGAAAUACAGAUCCUCCCUGGUGCUACAACAAGCAGACAAGCAGCUUCUAACGCCGUUCAACCUGUAUUACGGCAGAGCAUUAUCAUUACGCGGGAUGCAGCUACCGAUUCAUACCAUGUCGCUAGAAGCGCAUUGGUGCUUUCGUUCCGGCUUCUCUUUCUACGAGAUCCAGGUCCACGGGAAGGAGAUUUCACCAUAAGUAUCCCAGAUUUGCAGGCUUACGCACGAGAUGCCUGGGAGGUUAUUUGAUACUAAAUAAAUAGGUCCGUAGGUAGCCAAUUAGAAAUCGGAACCCUCGACAUAGACACGGGGAUUACAAUCCGUAUA